AAUUUCUUGCAUGUAAUCGCCAGUUUACUAAUAUGAUUUGUUUAGUUGCAUAUGCAUCAAUUGAUUGGCAUGAUUUUGUUAUUGUGGAAACUGUCGAAUUUACUGAAGCUGACGAAACAAUUGAUCUCCCUCCACCUAUGAGUAUCAUUGAACUGGAAAACAUGACUCUUGCCCAAAAGAAGAUGGCAUCAGUCAAUAUUGUUGAAACCCAUGAAGAUAAAGCAGCCGAGAUUGAUAUGGAGAUGGACGAGGAUGUUGAUAUGGAAGACGAUGAGGAUGAGCAAGCAGCGGCGGAUGAUGAUGAACAGGAUCAAGAGUCGGCUCCUGUUGUAACCGAAAUCAAACCUCCAGAUACGUCUGCUCCUAUGAAAAUUGUUAAAGAUUAUACUCCCAAAGCUUAUGCACCUAAAACCACCACCGAGAGACAAACAUCCAUAUGUCCAAGAUGUAAACAAGCGAUUCCUGUGGACGAAAUGGCAAAUCAUGUCCGUAUAGAACUGUUAGAUCCUAAGUGGAAAGAACAAAAGAUGGCGGCAGAUGCAAAGAAGAAAGAAUCAAACUUGUUACAAGAAGGAACGGAUGUUGCCAAAAUUCUCAAGACAUUUUCCGGUUAUCGUUCUGAUAUUUUUGGAAAUGAGGAAACUGAAAUCGGUCGAAAAGUAAGUUUAUUAUAUUUUUAA
This is a messenger RNA of Dentiscutata heterogama, 680 nucleotides long. NCBI's taxonomy places the organism in Eukaryota, Fungi, Glomeromycota, Glomeromycetes, Diversisporales, Gigasporaceae. The record is from the annotation of a GenBank genome assembly.